CUGAUGAUUCCACAGACCUCACAAUCCCCAAAAGAGAAAGCUCUCUUUGCGCCUUCUUCUAGAAAACUCUUCUCACUCUCCUUAAACCUCCAAAAAGGGUUUUUCUUUCUUUUCCCGUUACUACACAACAGAUAAGACCUUCUCUGUAAAAUCUGAAAUGGUUCCUGCCUCCUUGAGUCGAAGCCUCUGCACUACUCCUUUGACUUCAGUUCCAUUCUCUCCCACCCGUCUCUCUCCCCUCACAACCUCCUUUCUCCCUCGCCGCGGCGGCGGUCUGAGAACCGGCGCUUCGUGCAGCUGGAGCCUCGAGAAGAAGAGAUGCGGUCGCUUCGCCGUGAAGUGCGACGCCGCCGUGGCGGAGAAGGAGACGGCUGAGGAGAAGUUCGAGUACCAAGCGGAGGUAAGCAGGUUGUUGGAUUUGAUUGUUCAUAGCUUAUACAGUCACAAGGAGGUUUUCCUCAGGGAGCUUGUUAGUAAUGCGAGUGAUGCUUUGGAUAAGCUGAGGUUCUUGAGUGUGACGGAGCCUGCUUUGCUUGGAGAUGGUGGUGAGCUUGAGAUUCGGAUCAAGCCUGAUCCUGAUAACGGAACCAUCACCAUUACUGAUACUGGAAUUGGCAUGACAAAGGAAGAACUUAUAGACUGCCUUGGAACUAUUGCUCAGAGUGGUACUUCCAAAUUCUUGAAGGCUCUCAAGGAGAACAAGGACCUUGGUGCUGAUAACGGUUUGAUAGGACAGUUUGGUGUUGGGUUCUACUCUGCUUUCUUAGUUGCUGAAAAGGUUGUUGUGUCCACCAAGAGCCCAAAAUCUGACAAGCAGUACGUUUGGGAAUCGGUUGCUGACAGUAGCUCUUAUGUGAUCAGAGAAGAAACAGACCCUGACAACUUCCUACGCCGUGGAACGCAAAUAACUUUGUAUCUAAGGGAUGAUGAUAAAUACGAGUUUGCGGAGUCUACAAGAAUCAAGAACCUUGUUAAAAACUACUCUCAGUUCGUUGGGUUUCCCAUCUAUACAUGGCAGGAGAAAUCAAGGACUGUUGAGGUUGAAGAGGAAGAACCACCCAAGGAUGGAGAAGAAGAGAAAGAGGGUGAGCCAAAGAAGACAAAGAAGACUACUAAGACUGAGAAGUACUGGGAUUGGGAACUAGCCAAUGAAACAAAACCGUUAUGGAUGCGUAGUCCUAAAGAAGUGUCAAAUGAGGAAUACAACGAGUUCUACAAAAAGGCUUUUAGUGAGUUCUUGGAUCCACUCGCUCACACACACUUCACAACCGAGGGUGAGGUUGAGUUCAGGAGCAUUCUAUAUAUCCCUGGGAUGGGUCCACUUAACAAUGAGGACGUCACAAACCCCAAAACAAAGAACAUUCGUCUCCACGUUAAGCGUGUGUUUAUCUCUGAUGACUUUGAUGGAGAGCUGUUCCCAAGAUACUUGAGCUUUGUGAAGGGUGUGGUGGAUUCAAACGAUCUUCCACUUAACGUUUCACGUGAAAUCCUCCAAGAAAGCAGAAUCGUAAGAAUCAUGAGAAAGAGGCUCAUUAGGAAGACUUUCGACAUGAUACAAGAAAUCUCUGAAAGUGAAAACAAAGAGGACUACAAGAAGUUCUGGGAGAACUUUGGUAGAUUCCUUAAGUUGGGUUGUAUUGAAGACACUGGUAACCACAAGCGUAUUACACCGUUGCUUAGAUUCUACAGCUCCAAGAAUGAAGAGGAGCUGACGAGUUUGGAUGAAUAUAUUGAGAACAUGGGUGAGAACCAAAAGGCUAUCUACUACCUUGCCACUGAUAGUCUGAAAAGUGCCAAGUCUGCUCCUUUCUUGGAGAAACUAAUUCAAAAAGACAUUGAGGUUCUAUACUUGGUUGAACCAAUCGAUGAAGUUGCGAUUCAGAAUCUACAAACCUAUAAAGAGAAGAAGUUCGUUGACAUCAGCAAAGAAGAUUUGGAACUUGGUGAUGAAGAUGAAGUGAAGGAAAGAGAAGCUAAGCAAGAAUUCAAUCUUCUGUGUGAUUGGAUGAAACAGCAGCUUGGUGACAAAGUUGCCAAAGUCCAAGUCUCAAACCGUUUGAGCUCUUCUCCUUGUGUGCUUGUCUCUGGCAAGUUUGGUUGGUCAGCUAAUAUGGAGAGGUUAAUGAAGGCCCAAGCGCUUGGAGACACUUCAAGCUUGGAGUUCAUGAGAGGUAGGAGAAUACUAGAGAUCAAUCCAGAUCAUCCUAUCAUCAAAGACUUGAAUGCUGCUUGUAAGAAUGCACCUGAGAGCAGUGAAGCAACAAGAGUGGUCGAUCUCUUAUAUGACACUGCUAUAAUCUCAAGUGGAUUCACUCCUGAUAGCCCCGCUGAGCUGGGGAACAAGAUAUAUGAGAUGAUGGCUAUGGCAGUUGGAGGAAGAUGGGGACGAGCUGGAGAAGAGGUUGCAGAUGAAGGAAGCUCGAAUGUGAAUGAAGGAGAAGCAGAAGUCAUUGAACCAUCUGAAGUCAGGGCAGAGAGUGAUCCAUGGCAAGAUUGAUUUCAACAUCUUUUCUUGUUUACUAUAGUGAAUUUUUGACAAAAAUGCUUCUGCUUUCUACUAGGAUUGUCUUCUUUUUUGUUUGGGGAUACGAGUAUCAUGGGCCUAUGAAAGCCCAUUAUUGGAUCAUGUGAUGUGAACGAAAUAAUUAAUUCUAUCAAAAGUUACCUA
This is a messenger RNA of Raphanus sativus (radish), 2668 nucleotides long. Its product is annotated as heat shock protein 90-5, chloroplastic. Lineage: Eukaryota; Viridiplantae; Streptophyta; Magnoliopsida; Brassicales; Brassicaceae. The transcript has 19 exons. Gene Ontology annotation, biological process: protein folding; protein stabilization; cellular response to heat. The coding region runs from base 158 to 2497 and encodes 779 amino acids. Gene Ontology annotation, cellular component: perinuclear region of cytoplasm; protein-containing complex; plasma membrane. The record is from RefSeq and is a predicted model, not a curated record. Gene Ontology annotation, molecular function: ATP-dependent protein folding chaperone; ATP hydrolysis activity; ATP binding.